AUGGCGCAAUUCGAUAUAUCAGGCAAUAUCUCUCACCUCCAUUCCGCAAGCAAACACUUGGAUACAACGCUACGACAGGAAGGUGUUGAGGGAUGCAAGCUUGAAUCGGCAUUGGAACUUUAUUCGCGGUUUUCUGAAAGCGGUGAUAUACAGGACCUAGACGCCGCCAUCAAACUUUUCCGCGAUGAAAUGUCGAGUUUGGCACAAUCGAGUGAUGCCUAUGGGAAAUGCCUUGACACUAUGCCAAAAGCAUUGUGUACCCGAUUUGAGCAAAGGGGCCAGCCAGGCGACCUAGACGAAGCCAUACGUCUGCAUAGAGAUGCUCUGGAAUUGAGACCUCCUCAUCAUCCAGAUCGACCUGGAACUCUGAACAACUUGGCAGCUGCGUUGCAAACACGAUUCUCGCAAGGGGGUCAGUACAGUGACCUUGCCGAAGUCAUAACUCUUAACAGGCAGGCACUCGAUCUUCUUCCAGUCUCGCAUCCUGAACGAUCCAUUGUACUCAAUAAUCUGGCAAAUGCUCUAUGGACCAGAUUCGAACAGACCGGGCAGCAUGGUGACCUAGAUGAGGCUAUACUUACUCAUAGACAAGCUCUUGGACUGCGACCUCCACCUCAUCCCAAACGCUUUGCAUCUCUUAACAAUUUGGCAAAUGCGCUCGUAACUCGUUAUAAGCAGGAAGGUCAGUACGGUGAUCUUGAUGAAGCCAUAUCUCUGCACUGUCAGGCUCUUGAAUCAGCCCCUUUGACAAACCCUGCUCGAAGUUCUUCUCUCAACAAUCUUGCCAAUGCAUUGCGGACACGGUUCGAACGAGAAGGCCUACCAAGUGACCUUGACGAAGCCAUAUCUCUUCAAAAACAGGCUCUUGGACUACUGCCUGUCACCCACAUCGACCGAACAGCAUUUCUAAACAAUCUAGCAAAUGCUUUGGCUUGUCGUUUUAACCAAACCAGUGUGGACAGCGACCUUGAUGAAGCCGUUUCUCUACACAGACAAGUUCUUGGAUCGCUACCUGCGUUUCAUCCCAAUCUGGCAGGAUGUCUAAACAACCUGGCGAAUGUACUUCGAAUCCGAUUCGAGCAUCAAAAUAAGGAUGACGACCUGGAUGAAGCCAUUUCACUGCAAAGGAAGUCUCUUGAGCUGCUCCCUGUUUCCCAUCCUGUACGAUUUAGAUUCGUCAAUAACCUAGCGAACCUUGUUAGGAUUCGGCAUGAACAAAGAGGUCUGCACACUGACCGCGACGAAGCCAUUUCCCUUCAGAAACAGGUUUUGGACCAGAUGUCACCCUCCGAUCCUGAUCUAUCCAGCGCUCUCAAUAACCUGGCUAUCGCGUUAAGAUCCCGAUUCCAGCAAGAACAUCAGCGAAGUGACCUAGAUGAGGCCAUCUCGUUAAACAGGCAAGCUCUUCGACUACGAAUGCCUCCUCACCCGGAACGAGCAAUGUCCCUUAACAAUCUGGCGAAUGUGCUCAAGGAUCGAUUUGAGCAAGAUGGUCAGCAAAGUGACAUAGACGAAGCUAUAUCACUCCACCAGAUGGUACCCGGACUUCUUCCAGCACAUCACCCCAAGCUAUCUUCGUCACUCAGCAGUCUUGCCUCUGCGCUUCAGUCCCGUUUUUCUCAAGGAGGUUCACUGAGUGAUCUCGAUAAAGCAAUUUCUCUUCAGAGACAGGCUCUGGAACUGCAAGCAUCUCCCCAUCCUGAUCGCCCUAUGUCACUCAAUGAUUUGGCCAAUGCUUUACAUACCAGAUUCUCGCAUACAGGCAACGUCAAUGACCUUGAGGAAGCUAUAUCUCUGCAUAAACGUGCCCUGGAACAGCGGCCUCCACCUCAUCCUGACAGAUUCAUGUCUUUGAACAAUCUCGCCAAUGUGCUGCAGACCCGUUUUCAGCGAACGGGCCAAGGUAGCGACCUUGACGAAGCUAUAGCUUGUAACCGGCGUGCUCUUAAAUUGCUUCCUGCGCCUCAUCCUAAACGGUCGGGGUCUCUCGCUAAUAUGGCGAACACAUUGCAGAUGCGAUUUGAGCAAGGAGGUCAGCCAAGUGACCUUGACGAAGCAAUAUCUCUGCAAAGGCAGGCUCUUGAGCUGCGACCACCACCUCAUCCUGAGCGGUUCGCGUCUCUCAGCAAUCUGGCAAAUGUGCUACAGACGAGACACGAUCAAACCGGACAGGACAGCGAUCUCGAUGAAAUCAUCUCUUUGCACCGACAAGCGCUUGAACUGUUACCCUCUCCUCAUUAUACUAGGACCAUGUCUCUUAAUAAUCUGGCAAUUGCCCUGCUAACCCGAUUUCAGAAACGAGGCGAAAAAACUGAUCUGGACGAGGCCGUGGCAUUGCACAAAGAAGCCCUUCAAUUACUACCUUCACACCAUCGUGAUAGACACACGGUUCUCAAUAACUUGGCAUGUACGCUACGUACUCAAUUCUCUCAUGGAGGUCAUGUCAGUGCGCUUGAUGAAGCUAUAUCGUUGCACAGGCAAGCUAUAGAGCUCCAAUCUCCGUCUCAUUUCGACCGAUCGCCUUCUCUCGAUAAUUUGGGAAUGGCUCUGCAUAUCCGAUAUGAGAAUGAAGGUCAGGAAAGCGACCUUGAUGAAGCUAUUUCCCUGCACACUCAGGCACUGGAGCUGAGACCUCCACCUCAUAUCGAUAGAUCCACAUCACUCAACCACUUAGCAAGUUCUUUACUCGACCAAUACAAUCGCGGAGGCCAGCGAAGUGACCUCGAAGAAGCAAUUUCGUUAUCGCAAGCUGCUACUGAAUAUCGGUUCCAGCAUCCUUCGCGGCGUUUUGAUAUGUCGCAGGCAUGGAUUCGUCUUGCCCAAGGAAGUCAGCACGAUUCAUUACUUAAGGCGUAUGAAGCUGCUCUUGAAAUAUUGCCGCAGGUGGCAGCUCUAGCGUUAACUGUCGAGUCAAGGCAAAAGGCCAUGGUAUCUGGAACGGAUGGCUUAGCUAGGGACGCGUCCCGGUGCGCCAUGCGCUUGGGAGACCUGAACAAAUCUGUAGAGUUUCUUGAAGCAGGGAGAAGUGUGUUUUGGUCGCAGGUUCUUUCUCUUCGAUCUCCUUUCGAUGUGCUACGCAAUGUUGAACCGAAUGGCUCAGCACUGGCCGAUAGAUUACAAGCAAUUGCUCGAGAAUUAGAAAUUGGCGGACAUCGUGAAGUUUCAGCGCACCCCCUUGACAACCGCACCAGACUUUCGAUAGACCAGGAAUCGUCUCGUCUCAAUCGUCUCAACGAAGAAUGGGAUGAGAUAAUUAUGAAAGUACGGAAAUUCCCAGGAUUCGAGGAGUUUCUACACCCACCUCGUAUAUCGUCACUUCAAGCUGCCGCCUCCGUACACCCUGUCGUCUUUCUUAUUGCUAAUAGUGAUGAAAGUCAUUGCCUCAUCAUGACAUCUAAGGUCAUUCACCAUAUUCCUCUCCCAAACUUCAAAGCCCCUUUCCUAGAGGUACUUGUUGAAAACGUACGAAUGGCUUCGUCCUCUUUUGUGACGCGGUCAUUAAUCGACAAAACUCGUCGGGUGAUGACAGAGACACUUGGCAAGGAAAGAGGGAUUAGCUAUCAGGAUCCAGAAGACUCGGACGGUAUUUUCAGGUUUGUUCUACAAUUACUUUGGGAAGAGAUAGUCAUGCCCGUUAUUGAAUUUCUUGGUAUCAAGAAACAUUCGGAUGAUAUAUCAGCUAUACAGUGGUGUCCAACUGGUCAUUUCACAUUCUUACCCAUUCAUGCCGCAGGCAUUUAUGACGCUGAUAAUUCAAUCAUUGACUGCGCAGCUGACUACUUUGUUUCUUCAUACACCCCGACAGUUGGCGUCCUUCUUGCUGCGCCAUCUUUAUCUGUGUCGGACAAAUUCAAAAUGAUGGCUGUAGUCCAACCUCAAGAAUUGCCGUCUACAACGAUGGAGUUGAAGAAAAUACGCACCCAUGUGCCCAACGACGCCCUUGUUGCGUUUGGAGUUCCUGGUACACCUGCCUUUGUUGAAACUGUCGCUUCGCUACUGCCUGACGCCUCUAUCGUCCACUUUGCGUGUCACGGCCAUCAAGAUGCAUCGCACCCAUUAGACAGCGGACUACAACUCAAUGAUGGGCAGCUCCGGAUCUCGAGAAUCAUGAAGGAAAAAUUGCCAAACGGUGCACUGGCCUUUCUUUCAGCAUGCGAGACGGCUAUGGGCGAUGCAAAUAUCCCGGACGAGGCAAUGAGCUUAGCUGCCGGUUUGCUAUUUUGCGGAUUCAGGCGUGUAGUUGCUACUAUGUGGAUGAUGAGGGAUGAAGACGGGCCCAGCAUUGCGGAUGCAUUUUACCGUGAGCUUUUCCAAGGUCCGGACGGGAAGAAAACCAACAUACCUGAUGUGACAAAGUCUGCGUAUGCACUUCACAUUGCUGUGAAAGACUUGCGUUCGAGGAAGGUUUCGUUCCGUCGAUGGGUUCCUUUUAUUCAUAUGGGAACAUGCUGA
Molecule: messenger RNA, 4452 nt
Organism: Psilocybe cubensis
Lineage: Eukaryota; Fungi; Basidiomycota; Agaricomycetes; Agaricales; Agrocybaceae
Exons: 3
Coding region: 1-4452 (1483 amino acids)
Molecular function (GO): protein binding
Source: RefSeq, a predicted model, not a curated record